AUACCUUGAAAUUUAUUUUUAGUAUCUAACGGUACCAAAAAAGUAUGCACAACUAACGCCAAUAACCGGAAAAAAUAAAUACGUAUGUACUAUGAAAUACUCGUAUAAUCUUUUCAAAGCAACUACUUGAAUCAUUUUCUUUCCAUAUAUUUGAAACGGAAAAAUGUAUACAAAAUCGUAGCUUAAUUAGUUAAACUAUUUAAUAAUUUCUAACUAUUUAAUACAAAAAUAUUAUUGAAAAAUAUAACCUAUUUUUUUUGCAUUACAAUAGAUAUAAAUUAUAUAAAUUAUAUUAUUAAAUAAAAUAUUAUUGCAAAACUUAAAUUCUUCCCAAGAAGAAGUUUUAUGAAAAAAGGAAGUUGGUAACACUUACCAAUAGGUAGCACUGUUUAUUGCCAAGCAACUUCAAUUUCCUGUUUUAACGACACGGUCGCCAUGUUGGCGGAAUGAUCUAUUGUGUGCCCGCGUUGAUAUGUACUCCAUUUUAACGUUCGAUAUUUAUAUGUACAAGAUUAUACAAAGUUUCAUAAAUAAGAAGAGAUACAGUAUCUAACAACAUUUACUUUUGAUUUACUUUUUUUCAUUCGUCGUUGGAGAAAAAAAUUGGAACAUCGCCAAUUCUCAACGAAUAUCGUGCAAUUUUUGGUUUUUGCACAUUGCCAAAAUGAUGUACACGGGGACUACCGCGUCACAGGACACGAGGUUCAGCGAUAAGGAGAAAAAACUUCUCAAACAAAUGAAAUUUGGGGAUUCUCUUACUCAGAAAGUGGAUAUGAGCAAAGUUAAACUGGAUGUUAUUAAACCAUGGAUAACUACAAAGAUUACACAGAUUUUAGGCAUGGAGGAUGAUGUAGUGGUAGAAUUUGUAUAUAAUCAACUGGAAGAAAAGUUUCCUGACCCCCGAAAAAUGCAGAUCAACCUCACAGGAUUCCUGAAUGGAAGGAAUGCCCGAUCUUUCAUGGGUGAAUUAUGGGACCUUUUGGUCUCUGCUCAGGAAAGUGUUACGGGCAUUCCAGAGGCUUUCUUACAACAAAAAAAAGAUCAAAUUAAGAAACGUUUGGAAGAGCAAGAGAAACUCCAAGCUUCUUUGGCGGAGAAAGAAAAGGAGAAGGAAAGAGAAAAGGAAAAAGAUGAAGCAGAAAACAAGAUAAAAAAAGAAGAAAAAGAACGAGGUUCAUCGAAAGAACGUCGUAGAGAUCGAAGUAGAGAUCGCGAUAGGGACAGAAAAAGAAGUCGAUCGAGAGAUCGACACAGAGAUCGUGACAGAUCGACUCGCAAACGACGAUCCUCUUCGAGAUCACCCAGUAAAAAUUCGCUUAAAGACAACGGGAAAGAUAUGUCUGAAAUUAAAGUGGAACGAGAAGAUUCGCCACAACCCGAAAAUGCUAUACCGCUCAUGCCUGUUAAAACAAAACCAGAAGCUGCUGUCGCAAUAUCUCGAUUACAAGCAAAAUUAAUGAGCAUAGCUGAUGGAAAAAAGAAAAAUAAUCGUACUCCUUCUCCCGAGUCAUUAGAAAAAGCGAAAAAAUCUAGAUCUAGAUCAAAAUCACCAAUAAAUCGCUCCAAAAAAUCUAGAUCUAAAUCCCCAAGUCGAGAUUCAAAGACACGUCGUUCUCGAUCACCUGCAUCUAGAUCGAGACGAUCUCGAUCUAAAUCAAGAUCAAGGAGAUCCAGAUCUAGAUCAAAAUCCAGAAGAUCCAAAUCUAGAUCGCAAGAUCGUUCAAAAUCAAGACGUACCAAAUCUAAAUCGCCAAGAUCGCAUUCGAGAUCUCGUUCACGAUCUAAAAAAUCACGAUCAAAAAGUAAUGAUAGAAGUAAAUCUAGAAAAUCAAGAUCGGACUCGAGCGAUUCAAGGUCAUCAAAAUCUCGUUCAAAAUCACCUGAUAAAAGAAAGGAGAAUCUCGAUUCUAACAGAAAACGAGAUGCAAGUUCAAGCAGUAGUUCCGAAUCGGAAGAAGAUAAAGGAGCAAAAGAUAAAAACGAUUUCGAAAUUAGAAAGAAAAAAGAUGGAGUACAGGCAAAGAGAUCGUAUAGAAAAACGAAUAAAGAUGACAGUGGCAGUGACAGUGAUUCAAGUCGAGAAAGGAAAUCUGUACCUAAACGAAGGAGCCCAACGCCACGAAAAGAUAGAGGUCGAUCUAAGGAUAGAGAUAGAUCGCGAGAUAGAUCACGUGAUAGAUCUCGGGAUAGAUCUCGGGAUAGAUCUCGGGAUAGGAAUAGAAGGAGAUCCAUAGAUAGAGAACGGGAAAGAAGAAGAGAGCGAGAGCGAGAAAGAGAGCGAGAAAGAUUGGAUAGAUAUAGCGGUAGUCGUAGCAUGCGACCUCCAUCUGUGCGUAGAGCACCUAGUAGACGGAGAAGCCCUCAUCGUAGAAGCCCGGUAAGAUAUCGCCGUAGAUCGCCCAGUCCUGGGGAUAGGCGCCGAAGAAGAUCCCUUGAUCGAAGACGAAGAUCAUCAGAAAGAAGAGACAGACGUCGAUCUCCAGAUCGUCGUGAUAGCAGACGUCGUUCUCCAGAUGGCCGGGAUCGAUCCCUCAGGUACGAUAGAUCUUCCUCUCGUGACAGAUCGAGUAGGCGGGACCGUUCCAGAGACAGAGACAGAAGGGAUAGAGAUAGAAGAUCUAGAUCUAGGGAUCGUAGAUCCAGAUCGAAAGAUCAAAGGUCAUCGGUGGAUCGUUCGAGAGAUGGAAAACGAUCUCCCGAUCGCUUAAGAGAAACUAAGGAGAAGAUAAAGGACAAGAAAGUGGAUGAAAAAAUUAAAAGAUCAACUGAUACGGGAUCGCGAAAAGAAUUACGAAACGGAAGGUCUAAGUCAAGUAGCUCGGAAAGUAGCGAAAGUAGUUCCUCUAGCAAUGAGGAUGAAGUGACCAGAAAAUCUCUUGAACGGAAAUCAUCUCAGGAAAAGCGAGAACGUGAGAGGGAACGAGAACAUGUAGAUGACAAACGUAAAGAAAAGGAAAAACCUGCCAAGGAAGAAUCUAUCAAACGACCUGAAAAGGACAUCAAGAAAGCUGAACCUGUAAACAUCAAGAAACCAGAUCCUAGCGUUUCUCCUAAAAAACUUCAAUCUGCUACACUUCCCGUAACUAGGCAUAGAUUUUCAAAGAGUUUAUCACGAACACCAUCUCCAUUUAAAAAGACUGAAGACAUUAUAGCUGCAGUUAAAGUUAAACAAUCAAAAGAAGAUAACAAGGAAGGAUCACCAAAAGAAGAAACGAAUUUUUCAUCCGCAGAUACUUUUCCGUUAAAAAAAGAUGACAAAUCGGUCAAAUCACUUAAAGUGGCAUCUGAGGAUAAAAAGUCAGGUCAAAAAUCUUCUGAGCCAAUACUUUUAAAAAAACCAGCAGAAGUUAUGAAGAAAUCGAAGAAAGAAAAACGCGAUGGUUCUACAGAUUCUAAUGACAGUGAAAGUGAAGGAAAGAAAAGACCAAGAAAAUUAGAGAAAUCUAGGAAAUCCAGAAAAACUUCUACAGAUGAAGAAAAAUCAGAAAAAUGUGGUUCUAGCUCGGAUUCUGAAGAGGAAAGAAAGCAUACAGAAAAGAAUAAAAAACUUAAAGAUACAAAUCGAGGAGACUCAUUAGAUGAACGUGCAAAAGACAGGAAAGAUAGUAGAAAACGAGAAAUCAAUGAAAACGAAUCUCGCAAACGAUCAAAAAAAGAAUUAGAAGAAGAAACAAAAAAAUCAAAAAGAUCAAGAAAAGAUUCUUCUUCAGGAGAUGAAGAUCAAAAGAUAAAAAGAAACAAAACUGAAGAUGAUAGAUCCAGAUUACGAAAAUCUAAAAAAGAUUCAAGUUCAGAUGAUGAACCAAAAAAAACACGAAAACGAAGAGACAGUUCUUCGGAGGACGAAAAAUCAAGAACAAGAAAAUCAAGAAAAGAUUCUACAAGUGAAGAUGAAGGAAAAGUACGAUUAAAGAAAUCUAAACGAGAUUCAAGUACAGAUGAUGAAGAAAUAGGAGAAAAAGAUGCAAAGAAAAAGAGAAAAGCUGAUGAUAGUUCAGAUGAAGAAAAAGUGAAGAAAAAACGUAAAAAGAAAACUAAAACAAGUACCAGUGAAUCAGAGGAAAGUGAAGUAGAAGAAAAGAAAAAGAAAAAGGAUAAGAAACACAAAAAACAUAAAAAACAUAAAAAGCAUAGGAAACAUAAAAAGAAGAAGGUUGCAGAUUCUGACGAAUCUGAUGUAAGUGAAGGUAAUACAGAAGAACUUGAAAAAAAACUUCGUGAAAAAGCAUUAAAAUCCAUGAAAAAAGGACAUAGUAUAGAAGGAAGUGAUUGAGGAUUUAAAAAUUAACGAGGGUGUGUAACGUGUGUACCUCUGUAUUACAAUGCACUUGCUCUAAUUAUAUCACGAAUACGUUUCUGUUUAUUAUUAUCGAUAAAUAGGAUUUUAUCGUAUCACAGUUUUUUGUGUAAAACAAGUCUGAUGUUAUAAAACAGAUUCAACUAGAUGAAAAAAUCUAAUUUUUAUGACUCUAAAUAUUAAGAUUACGAAGUUAAAUACAAUAGUUGGGUUUUUUUUUGAAUUAACAGAAAAAAGUAGUGUAUGUUGCUACCAUAGGAACAGUAAUUUUUUGUGCCACUUCAAUGUAUAAUUUUUACAUUUUUCAAAGUUGAUACAAUGAGCAAAAGUAUAGUAUCCUUUUAUAGUUUAUAAGUUUACUAAUUAAUAUUUUUUUAUAGCAUGAUAAAAAUAACUUGUAAAUUUAAUUUGUGUAAAAAUAAUUUUUCAUUGAUUUAUCUUAUAAUUAUAUCAAAAGAAUGAAUUGCAGCUUAAAGAUAAAUACGUAUCUCGUAACAAAUCACUACACCCUCUUGUUGCGAUAUUCAUUCACAUAAAUUAUAUAAUGAACUUUAAUCUACAUUGCUGUAAAUUUAUUUAGAUCUACAAAUUACUACUGGAUUUAUACGUGAUGUGAUUUUCACGUAUGCUGUAGUAUCAAAAAAAUACAUGAUUUUCAAAAAAAAGCGUAUUUUGUAUUUUACAUAAUAUAUAAAUAAUCAUCACAUAUUCUUAUGUGUUCUACAUAAUAAAGAACAUUUAAUAAAUCUGUUCAUUAUUAUAAA
This is a messenger RNA of Apis cerana (Asiatic honeybee), 5061 nucleotides long. It is a transcript of the gene Srrm1, whose product is annotated as Serine-arginine repetitive matrix 1. Gene Ontology annotation, cellular component: spliceosomal complex. Gene Ontology annotation, biological process: regulation of mRNA splicing, via spliceosome. Gene Ontology annotation, molecular function: RNA binding. NCBI's taxonomy places the organism in Eukaryota, Metazoa, Arthropoda, Insecta, Hymenoptera, Apidae. The record is from RefSeq and is a predicted model, not a curated record.